Molecule: messenger RNA, 1596 nt
Organism: Aspergillus candidus
Lineage: Eukaryota; Fungi; Ascomycota; Eurotiomycetes; Eurotiales; Aspergillaceae
Product: phosphotransferase family protein
Exons: 4
Coding region: 1-1596 (531 amino acids)
Cellular component (GO): mitochondrion
Source: RefSeq, a predicted model, not a curated record
AUGACGUCGUCUCCACUCCGGGGAACAGAGUGGGAACGAACGACUCCACGACUCGAUCCUUAUAGUUACACGGAUGGACGAUGGCUUCACCGAGACGCGCUCCAACGCAAGGCUCGCCGCAUGAUGUUCGACUUCUCUGCGCUUUGUGAGAGAGCCAUCCGCUUCUGCCCAGGGGCGACUAGGGUCGUCCACUGUGAAAAGAAAGAAGGGAGAUGCAAUAGGGUCUUUCUUCUUACAAUGAACACGGGCUCCCGUGUCGUGGCAAGAUUACCCACUAGUAUCAGUGGCCCUCCGAGAUUGACAACGAAUUCCGAGGUAGCAACAAUGGCAUAUUUACGAGGCAAGAUCUCGCUCCCGAUCCCAGAUAUCCUGGAUUGGAGCGAUGAUUCAUCGAAUCCCAUCGGCACGGAAUAUAUUAUUCAAGGGCAUGCGGCAGGUGUUCCCCUGUGUGAUAUUUGGCCUCGGAUGAACAUGGAACAGCAUAUGCUGUGUACAGAAGCGCUCUCCAUCGCGAUCACAGAACUGGCAUCCUUUAACUUCCCGGCCUAUGGGAGUCUGUAUUUUGCAGAUGGGCCCCUGGAGUCGCACCUGAAAAUUUCUUUCGACCAGGGAUUCUGUAUUGGCCCGAAGUGUAGUCCGGUUUUCUGGGAUCGAAGUCCGGGCGAGCUUGAGCUUUAUGGGGUUCCCAGUUCAAAUUGUGGUCCUUGGCAAGAUCUAAAGAGCUACUCCCUAGGUCUGAUAGAUACCGGUUUUUCUCGCUUACCAAAACGAGAUGCGGUUAACCAUGAUUUACUCCCCUAUCAAGGAUCAGUCCAGGAUCACGUCGCUCUGAUCAAUAUAAGCCGGGAAGUGAUGCAGCGCUUAGUCGAGGAUAAGCGUGUCCAGGGUGCCGCUAGUCCCACUCUACUUCAUCCUGAUUUUCACAAAAGAAACAUCUACGUCUCUGCGGAGGACCCGACUGUCAUUACUGGCGUUAUUGACUGGCAAUGGGCAAGCAUUGAGCCUGCGUUCAUCUACGCAAACAAGCCACCCGAUUUUGCGGAUCAACCCGAAGAAACAGUGGAGACCAUAUUAGACCUAGACGGGCAGGAAGUUCCCGGCCGUAGCAAGAAAGAACUCAAGGAUGCGUCAAUCCGUUGUCAAACAUACGAUGUGUACAUGAAGGCCUAUGCCCCCAAAGUACAACCCGCGAGGUCGCUCGACCCAGCAUUAUUUCAGCUCUUUCACUGCUGUCACACGUCAUGGCGAGACAGCGCUACCGCUAUCCGACACGCGUUGGUGGAACUCUUUGCUUGCUGGACGGAGUUAGGGUUGCCGGGUUUGUGCCCGUAUUCUCCCACCGACGAGGAACUGGAGCGGCACAUUCGCGAUUAUGAUGAUUUCAAGGCGGUCCAACAACUGAAGCAGUGGUUGAAGGUUUCGCUCAAUACUGACUUUGACGGUUGGAUACCCGAUGAGCGGUGGGAUGCUGCAAAAGAUUUUCAUCGCGCGCAGUACGAUAUAUGGAUUCAGACGGCCGAGGAAAUGGAAGCGUGUGGCGAUGAUGACAUGACAGUAGCAAAAGCAGAGAAACUAUGGCCAUUCGAUGCCCCGUGA